AUGCAUUUAUCAAUCAGUGCAUGGAAUGAUGUUUUAGAUGAAACAAUUUCUAAAGCCUUUCGACAUGCAGGUUUUAUUAAAGAAACAGACGUAACUGAAGAAAUCCAUGACAAUAGAUCUCACGACAAAGAUGAGGUUCUCAUGCAUGAAUUUCGCCGUAGAAAUCCACAGUUGCCAGAACUUUCAUUCGAGGAUUUUUUAAAUGUGGAUUCUAAUGUCAUAUGCACGGAGGAAAUAUCGGAUCACGAUAUUAUUAGCAGCAUAAUCAACGAGAAUGAGAGACUUUCAGAUCCAGAAGAAGAAGAAGAAAGUAAAUCAACAAAUGAUAACAAAAAUGAAAAGAGUUCUGUUGAUGAGGGCAUCACUAGCAAUUCUGCUAGCAUCCGUGCAACAAUCAUAGCAUUGGCUAAGCAAAAACCUGCUUUGUCUCCUAACAUUGGUUUGACGUGGUUUACUGCAUUGAAGCAAGAAUUUUCAAAGAAGUAUUUUAAUGAGCUUGGGAAAUUUCUGACAACAGAAAGAGAAAAAUAUACUAUUUAUCCUCCCGUGAAAGAUAUUUAUUUUUGGACAAACACUGUAAAAAUUCAAGAUGUUAAAGUUGUUAUUUUGGGACAAGACCCUUACCAUGGACCAGGACAAGCUCAUGGACUUGCAUUUAGUGUCCGCAAAGGAGUGCCAUGUCCACACAGUUUGAUAAAUAUCUAUAAGGAGUUGUCUACAGAUAUACCUGACUUUCAAAUGCCUUCUCAUGGAUACCUGUAUGGCUGGGCAUCUCAAGGUGUGUUACUCCUGAAUGCAUGCUUAACUGUCAGAGCAAGCUGUGCUAAUUCUCAUCAAAAUAAGGGCUGGGAAAAUCUGACAGAUUCUGUUAUUGUUUGGAUCAAUAAUAAUCUACCUCACACUGUUUUCCUACUUUGGGGAGGAAAUGCCAAGCAGAAAUCUGCAUUGAUUAAGAAAGAGAAGCAUUUAAUACUGACUGCUGCACAUCCAUCACCUUUAUCAGCUCAUCGGGGAUUCUUUGGGUGUCGACACUUUUCUAAAGCUAAUGAGUAUCUUAAACAGCACAACAGGAAGUGUAUAGACUGGAAUUAUCUACCUUAAAGAAAAUAGACAUAGAAAGAAUUUUUCUGAAAGUUCUUACUGUUUGUAUGAAAGAUUUCAACUUAUCAUUUUAUAAGUAUUUAUAAUCAGUGUACAUUUAUCCAUUGUUUAUAACUCCAAUUUUUUUCAAUAAAAGUGAAGCAAAUAUAAA
Molecule: messenger RNA, 1252 nt
Organism: Stegodyphus dumicola
Lineage: Eukaryota; Metazoa; Arthropoda; Arachnida; Araneae; Eresidae
Biological process (GO): base-excision repair, AP site formation via deaminated base removal; base-excision repair
Cellular component (GO): mitochondrion; nucleus
Molecular function (GO): uracil DNA N-glycosylase activity
Source: RefSeq, a predicted model, not a curated record